GUUCACGAUACAACACACCACACGCACCUGGUCCCACCCAUAUGAUCAAUGAAAGGAAAAAUGACCAUUGUGUCAGCAAAGGUAAAAGGAAAGAUGUCUGACAUAAACACAAAAAUGAAGAAUAAAGGCUAUAAUCCUUUCGGUACGGAUGACUCCAAGGGCGACUGGGGGAAACGAAAGACGGGAGGGUCGUCUGUUUCGUCGUCGUCAAGUGGUGAGGAUGGCCAGGGCAGGGGUGUAGUGGCCUUUUUGCGUGGCAUCUGCUGCUGCUGCUUCUACCCUCACCCACAACACCCACUCCUCUCCUCUUCCGUUGUCACCCACAGGAAGAUCUCGCGGGUGGAGUCGACCGAGUCCCUAGCAAAGGACAACCUGGAGCUGCCAGAGCGCCCCACCCACGCCCUAAUGACCCCCCAGGAGAGGCUCCUACACGCCCGUGCCCUCAACCGCCUCCAGUCUAACAACACCACCACGACUCAAGCCCACGCCGCCCAGAAUGGGGUGACUAAAUCAGGGCGCUCAACGAAUCAGCCGGUGGCGGCCCCUCGUAGCGGACGGAUCCCCGUGUCAGCGUCCAACUCCCCCUCCAACCCCCCAGACAAGGUGUCCUCGAUUUCAUCACAACUGGCUAAUUCCUCCUGCCCGUCCCUCGCGAAUGCCAGUCCCAAGAGCCUUCGUCGCCUUCCCGUUACCCCUUCAGGUAGCCCACGCCCGGAGCGGUCCUCCCACGCUCCCCGUCCCACUCAACUAUCUCUUGCCAUCCAUGCAGCCCGCAACAAGGGGAGCACUACGCCCACGACCGGGUCGCCAGCCAGCACGCCCACGACCCCGCGGAGUGGGUCAGGGAGUUGGGGGGUGGUGAGGACCGGAUUCAACAGCUUGAUGAAGGCAGUGACAACCUCCCCCCACCAUCGCCAUGACCCUCACAAUGGGCUCCCACACUCUGACGAGGAAGAAGAAGUGGCGUGUAACAGAGAAGACAAAGGGCUCCCCAAAGCAGCGUGUAUCCGACCAGCCACCGGCGGCCUGGACAACCCCGCCAAGGAGUGUUACGGUUCCGUCACGCUCAAGGUGGUGGGGCGCCAAGGACGAUGGGUGCGCGUGGGCGUGUGUGGGCUGGCGGGGCUGCCGUGGGUGGGUGGAUCUGGUGGGCUGAUGCUGGAGGUAAGCGUGGAGCCUGGAGGUCGCUCACGCUGGAUGGUCCUCCCUCACGCUCACGGCCCCAACGUUAAUGUUAAGUUGGAGGCCGUGGUGAAGGCCCCGCGGGAAUCCAAGACGAAGAAGAGAGGUCUGGUGAAGGUGUCGGUGUGGGUAUGUGAGCGUGUGUGGCGUCACGGGGCCAUAGGGCACGCUCUGGCGCCCCUCACAGAGCCCUCAGACCCUGUCACUGUGUCUCUCCACCACCACACUCAGCUGACGGACGACCUGGGUGUUGUGGAGGUGAGUCUUCGCUGUGACUACCACGACACAAGCACCGAGGGAGUAGGUAAUUCAGCCCAGGGAGAGGUGACCCUUACCCUGGAGGUGCUCAGAGCAAGGAACUUAAGGCCUCACCACCCCAGCGUCUUCUCUAAGGCUGCUCACUCGAGGAAGAAAGAUAUCGUGGAGGUGGUGUGUCGGGUGGGACUCUGGGUAAAGGGUGAAAGAAUAGAGAGAGAGUCUUCGACGCCUGUCCGGUUGCCUGUGACACAGGAUCCUGUCUUCCGUUCUCGCUCAGUCUUCAUCCUACACAGGGAGAACCUACAGCAUGCUGCCAUUCUCCUUAAGGUGUUGUACACUAGCAAGUGGGGUGUUGAGGACACGGUGGGUCGGUUACAGCUCGGCCACUUGCUGUACCUUGGCUCCUCCCCUGAUCACACCUACUUGACGCCACCGCCAGACUACAACACCUCUAUUACCCUCUCCCACUGGGGCCAGGCGCUCAAGACCCCUGGACCCAACACCAUGUGGCACCACCUCCAACUCUGACCAACCCCGCUGCCCAACCCAUCUCUAUGACUACCUACACCAGGAUUCUCUAAAGUACUCCUGCCUUGAUCUAUGCCAACGCAUCUGACCCACUCUAGUUAGCCUACAGCAUAUGUGGUGGCCAGAAUAACGUCGACAUUAUACCGAAACUUAGGAGGAAACACGUGCCUUGUCCUGAUCACCUGUAGGGGCGGAUGUAUACAGUAAACCUACAGUAAUAUUUUCUGAGAAUCUUGGCUCAAGAAAUGUUGAUUAUGUGUGGUUUAUACGCCGGACAUUAUUCGUUAUUGAAGAUACAUAAAUUUAACUAGAUUCACUUAACACCAUUUAGGACAUGAAAUUUAGAUAAUAUUUUCCGAAAGAUUCUGUACACACUAAUACUGCCUGGAGCUGAGCAAAUAUGUGUAGUUACAGUGGAAUCGCAUUGUAACUCUGAUAUUAUUUUAAGACAUUACUUGAGGCAACCAGAUGGUGCCUUCUCCCGUCUUUAGUUACGAGGAGAAUGGAUCACAUCAUCUGAGGAUGUUGUCAUUGUUAAGGGGGGGGCCACUUAGUGAUAUGUAGAUAUUUAUUUUAGCUACUAUAGUAAUACUUAAAGAGUAUACUGAAAAUAUUGUUAUCCUCUUUGAUGGUUUUAUUAUGAACCAUUUGGGUUAGUUUGACUAAAUCUUAAUGUUACUUGUACGUCUCUGAUCAUUUGUUUCAUGUAUAAAACGGAGGCAGUAUAGCGAGUAGCGGCUUGAUAAUGAAGUGAUUCGCAUAUUUUGGUUGAUAAUUCAUUCGUGAUGUACUAAUUUACAAUAUGAAUGUCAAUAUAUUUGUAUUACAAUAACCAAAGAGGAGUUUCUCAAAAACACUGAAAUAUUUAUACGCGAUUAUGGUUAAUACGAUGGUGAUAACACUACAGUUUGAAUGUAAUUUAUGUG
Molecule: messenger RNA, 2894 nt
Organism: Homarus americanus (American lobster)
Lineage: Eukaryota; Metazoa; Arthropoda; Malacostraca; Decapoda; Nephropidae
Exons: 10
Coding region: 49-1968 (639 amino acids)
Source: RefSeq, a predicted model, not a curated record